AUGCCUCCUGCCGGCGGUCCCCGUACGCCGCGCCCCGCCGCGCUGCCCCGCAGCCUGUCCCGCCUGCGCCAGUGCCCGGGCCGCUCCCGCAUCGUGCUGGCGCUCGGGGCCACGCAGAUGGCGCUCGGAUGUCUCAUCGUGGCUGUCAGCUUCGCUGCGCUGGCGCUCACCACCUCGGCCCGCGUCCGCCACUCCUGUCCCUUCUGGGCCGGCUUCUCGGUGCUGUUGUCAGGACUCAUUGGUGUCGUUUCCUGGAAGAGGCCUCUCUCGCUUGUGAUAACCUUUUUCAUGCUGCUUUCUGCAGUGUGUGUAAUGCUGAAUUUGGCUGGCUCAAUCCUCUCCUGCCAGAAUGCUCAGCUAGUCAACUCCUUAGAAGGCUGCCAGUUGAUCAAGUUUGACAGUGUGGAGGUGUGCGUCUGCUGUGAGCUACAGCACCAUUCGUCUGGCUGCAGCAACCUUGGGGAGACGCUGAAGCUGAACCCACUGCAGGAGAACUGCAAUGCUGUGAGGCUGACCUUGAAGGAUCUCCUCUUCAGCGUGUGUGCCCUCAACGUCCUGUCCACCAUUGUGUGUGCACUGGCCACAGCCAUGUGCUGCAUGCAGAUGGUCUCCUCCGAUGUCCUGCAGAUGUUUUUCCCACACAGGUCACAUUCUGCUGAUCCUGCCUGUGUCACCGCACAUGGCACCAUUCUCCACCAGACCCUAGACUUCGAUGAGUUCAUUGCCCCCCUCCCCCCUCCGCCCUACUAUCCCCCGGAGUACACCUGCACACCCUCAGCCGAGGCCCACAGGGGCCUUCACCUGGACUUUGCUUCCUCUCCAUUCAGCACUCUGUACGAUGUCGCCAUCAAUAGCCCCAGCAUGAUAUACCCUGCUGAGCUGCCCCCACCAUAUGAGGCCGUGGUGGGCCAGACUCCCUCCAGCCAGGUUCUAAGUGUUGAUCACCAGGUAGCUGAAACCAGUUCUGGGGAUCCAAAUACUGCUGCUGACUUUAGCACACCAGUACCUGCCAGUACCACAAGCCUCCCAACGUCAGAGGGUACCACCUCACUGGGUCAGAGUCACUCAUCCCCCGAAGGCACUCUGGGCAACCCACCAUCUGUGCCACCUACCACAGGCUCCCACCACGUGUCCCCAGAGACUACAAGUGUGAACACACAGGCAAGACCAAAUCUUGGACGUAUGGCCCGCUCUGCCAGUGACCCCACUUCCUGUGCAUCCAACGAGGCAGUCUUCAUGUCACGCUCUACCAUGGCUGCCUGUCAGCACCACCUCUCACCCCCUGGGAACCCAGAUACCCAAAAACUGGACCAACAGACCAAGCCAGAGGCCUUAGAGACUGUUUCCAAGAUGCGGCCACACUCUGUAGUGGACAGCAAGGCCUAUGCAGACACCAGGGUUUUGGUGGCCAAGUUUUUAGAACACUCGCACAGUACCCUCCCUCCUGAGGUACGACACGUGGUGGGCGCCAUCCGCUCAGCAGUCACCUCCGAGGAGCCCCAGGUGGAGGAGGCUAUCUUUGGUGCUGGUGUCCUAGACCAGCUAUGAAGCAGCCACAGGCCUGGAUGCGGACACUGUGAGGAUGGACCUGGUGCCAUGCACAGCCUGGUCCUGCUGGAAGCUGUCAUGCUUGGUGCAGAGAGGACUUUGGCCUGGUUGGCAGAGAACAAACAGGACACCCAGGAGGCUCUCCGGUGGCUCAUGCGGGAAAUCGUUCGUUAUUCCUUCUCCUGAGGCAGAUCCCGUCAGUUGUCUCGGGCAUUGUGUUUCUCACCUGGUUUCUCAUGUCCUUAGUGAACUCUGCUUUGGUCAGGGAUGGGCCGCUUUGGACUGACGAGCCUGACAGGAAUAUCAGUCCAGCAUCACACAGCACUCAUGGACAUCAAGACAGCACAUAUCUUCUGAGUCAGGAGAAGGAUUCUUCUCCACGUCCAAUUUAGUGUGUUGAAAUGCAUGCAGAAUGACAGCAAGGAAUGGGUCAUUUCCCAUAUGGCUUUUAUCACUCUGCAAUGAAACUUUAGGCAAAUUUGGACCUAUUAUUUCCUUUAAAAGGAAAUGCAUAAUGUUAGCACCGCCUGGGCCCAACUUUUUGCCCUCUGGGCCAUUGUGUAAACAAAUACACAAAGGAGAUAUCCACGGUGGCCCAGCCACCCCCUCCAAGUAGGCAAGCGUUGCCUGUUUGAGGAGCCCACCAUGUCCUUGUCUCCCGGGCCUCAUGGCUAUGCGCCUGUUCAUGGGCUGCUGUUCCCACCACCUCCCCAGGUUCCUCUCCCACCAAAGUCUCCCAUCCUUUAACUAGAGCAGACACAGAUAACUGGUGAUUUGUCUUGUAACAAUAUGCACCUGUCUGGAGGCCCUGGGGGAGGGUUCCCUUGUCAAUGACCUCACCUGAUUGACCUGGGUGGGUCAAAGUGUAGAAAAAGAGGCCGUUAUCUCCAGCAGUGUGCACCCUCUGCUAAGGCCUCUCAUGGCCCAGAGUUGUCCUCCCCUACCCAGGUGGUAGCAAGCACAUCUGUAUUAGAGGAGCAGAUUGUCAGUCAUUUAUUUCUGUGAGAAUUCCCAUCGCUUUGAACAAGCAGAAGCAGGAAAGUCCAGCUUGGGCACCACUGGGGUGCCUUUGGACAGCGUGAGCUUCUCUUUCCUGUCUGCCCCAACCUUGAUUUUCUGGCAACAGCAGCAGCAGCAACCACUUUCCAACUAUGGCUGUACAGCAACAUUGCCUGCAAGAACUUUAUGCACUGAUGGAAACGCUCAUGCCAGCGCCAUCCAAAACAGCAGCCACUAGUAUAUGAGGUUUCUGAGCACAUGGGUGGUGGCCCAUGGACCCCAAUCUAGGCAAAGCACUCGAGAGCCUAUGAACAGUGCCAGAUGUGGGCUAAAUUGUACCCUCUGUUGUUUGGUGCCCAGUUUGUGAGCUCAGGCACUUCUUCCCUCUGUUCUGUGCGGCCUGUGCCUGUCAUUCAUCCAUUUCUCCCCUCAUCCCAGCCCCUGCAGGCAAUGUACUGAGGAACUCUGUCUGUUUGGGAAUUGGUGGGUUCCAGCCCACACACAGUGAAGUCAGUGGUCAGCCGCCAAUGCCUUGAUGGCUUUACUCAUGCUGUAGGUUGUUGCCUUCCUGAGGUUAGAGAGCUGAAAAGUAUAAAUCAGGCUUUUUGAUGACAACCUUGCCUUUCCCACAUGAGACAUACUCGAGAUGAAUUUAUGAGCACUUUAUUCAGACUAUAAAAUGGGAAAUCUAUUCUCUAAUUUUUCUCAAGUGAGGACUUUAGAAGUCCCCCAAAGCAAGUCCCUUUGUAGGUAGAGUUAACUAAUGGUUUUUUGAAAUAGCCUCCCCUGAGCUUCUCAGAACAAAGCUAGCAGAACAAAGCACUUACACCCCCAGGCCUGGGCCUGGGCCUGGGAGUCAGAAAUUUUCAUCACCUCAGGAGCGAGAUGGAGAGAGGUGGCUACCAGCUGCUUGAAGGGCCCAUGCAGUGUCUUUGAGCUGAGCCCUAGGCUAGGUGUCACUUGCAGGUCUCAGGCCAAGAUGCAACCCCAGGGAGGCUGAAACUCACUGCGCCCCCACUUGGAUUCAUUGUACAUACAGGGUGAGCGGGUGGUGCUCUGUAGCCUUCAUUCAUCCUUUCUGCAGCUGGCCCUGGACUUAUCUGCCAUGUGUCUCCCUCAGGUGCAGGCUGGCACUGCCACCUGGAAACCUUUCUUUGUCCCAAAAGGAAGUGGUACCACUCUGGCUUAGUUCCGUGCUUGCUCUCCUAACAGUUCUAGCUUACAGAUAAAUAAACCCAGCAUACUUUUGGCACUGGGGUACAGGCUGCACCUAGAGCAAGGCUGUUAGGGUUGAUGGGCCCUCCCUGGUGGAUCUCAGGGCCCCUGGUAGCCCAUGUGGACACUAGGAAGGCCCAAACUCCAGGCUUCCAGGAAAGGUUACCAGAAAGGAAGGGCCACCAAUGUAUUGUCAACUUGACUUGUCCUCUCUGGGUCCCCUUAAUCUUGAUUCAGUGGUGUCCUGGUACCAGGAGGUCCAGCAGCAGGCUACACCUCAGACAGUAUACAGGCUCCCAGCUAAGAACAAAGCUGGCUUCCCCAUUUCACUUGCACACAGCCUUCCUCCUGCUGCCUGUGCUGGUAUCUGAAUAGGUAUGACAGUGACCGUUGCAGAGACAACUCCCCCGUUCGAAUUUGUCCAGGUCUUGGGUGGGCCCCAAAGAAGGAUAGCACCUGCUAGGAUGUCAUUCUUUGAUCCCAGCUUGUGGGGCAUGAAGGUACUGACAUGGGCAAGCUGGGCCCCAACUCUACUACAUCUAAGGUGAGGGGCCUUAUUGGCAAGGACAAUAGUUUCCUUGAAUGGGAGGUGAUGAUACAAAUUAAAUAGUUGCAACAAACCCUGAACCAGAAAGCUUAUUUCAGAUGUUCCUUCUCUUCCCCUCUGCUACCAACUCACAGAUGCUGCUAAGGCAGAGUUUAUAGGAAAUUGUUUUCAUGCCACCAGAGACCUGUUUGUACAACUCAAAAGGUUGUAUUUAUUUAAUGUACCUCAAGGUGUUUUAAUAAUGAUCAGUGUUUUAAUAAAAAGUAUUUCUGGUC
Molecule: messenger RNA, 4584 nt
Organism: Jaculus jaculus (lesser Egyptian jerboa)
Lineage: Eukaryota; Metazoa; Chordata; Mammalia; Rodentia; Dipodidae
Gene: Entrep2
Product: family with sequence similarity 189 member A1
Exons: 10
Coding region: 1-1548 (515 amino acids)
Cellular component (GO): membrane
Source: RefSeq, a predicted model, not a curated record